Messenger RNA from Neltuma alba, 3266 nucleotides. RefSeq names its product protein WHAT'S THIS FACTOR 9, mitochondrial-like. Bases 296 to 1420 code for a protein of 374 amino acids. Gene Ontology annotation, molecular function: RNA binding. NCBI's taxonomy places the organism in Eukaryota, Viridiplantae, Streptophyta, Magnoliopsida, Fabales, Fabaceae. The record is from RefSeq and is a predicted model, not a curated record. The transcript has 3 exons.
AAACCCCGUCGAUUCGCUGGUGCUUGAAGAGGAGCCAGAUCUCGAAACUUCAGCCCGCAUUUUGCUGGGGAAGAAUAAAAAUCUCUGAACUUUCGUUCCGUGCUUAUCUUCAUCGGCACUUCAAUCUCCGCAGUAAAGGACUAAGUUAUUUUACUUAGUUUGCUGAGUUGCAAGUCUUUAGCAGUCUGCAUAUGCUAUUUCGUGAAGGUGUAAAUGGGAUACAGAUAGCCCUCACCAAGAUUGAUACGUUGUCGGCACUCUCAGGGUUCUCUUUUAUUUAGUGAGCUGGUGAUUCAUGGCUUUACCCUCCAAACUUCCAUACCAGCUCAACCUCUUCCGAACUUUUUUGAAUGCAAAAGUCAAAUGGGUUCGAGACCCAUAUCUUGACUCUGUGGUGGAGAAAGAGAAGAAUCUCAAACAGGCAAUUUUCCUCAUGAACCAUAUUAUUUCAUCUCCUUCUGAAUCUCUUCCCGUCUCCACUGUUUCUCUGUUCAAAUCUCCUCUCAACCUUCCCACCACGACAGCCAAAUUCAUUGAUAAAUAUCAUUCAAUCUUCAUGCAAUUCCAACCCAGACCUGGACUACCUCCUCAUGUCAAGCUUACUCCUCCAGCCUUGGCCCUCCACAAAGAAGAAUUGGCCAUUCAUAGCUCUAUAAACAUCCGUCAAGAUAUUGUUAAGAGGCUUACAAGGUUUUUAAUGCUUGCUGGCAUUUCAAGAUUGCCCAUUUAUAUAAUUGACAAGUUCAAGUGGGAUCUAGGUCUUCCUCAUGAUUACAUAACAGUGCUUUUGGCUGAUUACCCUGAUUACUUUGACAUUUGUGGAGUGGAAGAUCCAUUGACAGGGAAAGAAGUGCUUGCCUUAGAGAUUGUUUCGUGGAGAAAGGAGCUUGCUGUGUCUGAGUUGGAGAAAAGGUUAAUGAACUCGUAUUAUGGUGGAGGAAAAAGAAGGCAUGAUAUUGCAUUCCCAAUGUGUUUGCCAAAAGGUUUUGAUUUGGAGAAGAGGGUUAAGACGUGGUUUGAGGAGUGGCAAUCAUUGCCUUACAUUUCUCCAUAUGAAAAUUCAUUUCAUCUUGAACCAAAUAGUGACCAGGCUGAGAAGUGGGUAGUGGCGAUUUUGCAUGAAUUACUUUGCCUUCUUGUGUCUAAGAAGACAGAGCGGAAAAAUUUGCUGUCCUUAGGAGGGUGUUUGGGGUUGGAGACAAGGUUUAGGAAGGCUUUGGUUCAUCACCCAGGAAUAUUUUAUAUUUCAAAUAAGAUUAGGACUCAGACUAUCGUGCUUAGGGAGGCUUAUAGAAAGGACUUUUUGGUUGAAAAGCAUCCAUUAAUGAGCACGAGAUAUUGGUACAUUCAUCUCAUGACAAAAGUUGAGAAUUACUUGAAACCUGCUAAGAUGAGGGAUAGUCAAGAAGUUAAAGCCUAGGAAUGGAACUGGACAUGUUUUGAGCUCAACUAGUUAAACUGACAAUUGGUUAUGUUUUUCUAAAUAAAGAUAUGGGCUUUGUAAGAUAUUACUGAGAUGUUUAUGGAAGUUAACAAUGUUGUAAUUUCCUACUGCUAGAACUGGAGGGUUACUCCCUUCAAGUUUCUUUGCAAUUCCAUAUUCCCAAGUGGUUGACUUUGUUUUGGCAUGUAAUAUAUGGUGAAGUAGAUCGUUAUAGAUUUGAACUCUAGCUUCGCCAAUUUCUUGAGAGCAGGCCACAAUGAGUUUCCUUGCAAAUCCCUUUACUCUCGGUGUGGAUGGCUUGCCUUUGUAUGAGCCAAGGAGGUGGAUUAAUUGAAGUGGUUGUAAGCUGACUUAGAUACCACUUCAAUUCUGUGAAAGAAAACUUUUCAGCACUUCUGUCACCAAUUUCUGUGGCAUCUUUAUAAACAGUGAUUUCUUGAUCCUUCAGAAAAGUGCAUUUGAUGAAGACCUGCACUUGAUAUUCUAUGACAACUUGCUACGUGGUAUGUUAGUAGUUUGCAAUAUGAGUGUCAGGAAAUGGAUGCCAGGGCUUCUCUUGUGGCAUAGCAGGGACAGGGCCAUCUUAUAGGAUGGUUUAUUAUUCUACUUUGGAUAGUUCGUGACCUAUUCCAAAAGCAAUGUUUCCUCAUUCUACUCUAUAAAGAGCCAUUUGGAAUGUAAUCAUGAUUGCUCUGGCUUCUGUUUGAGAUAUUGCCAUUUGAAACGUAAUUAUGUAGUCAUGUUAGGUGUACUAUCAUUUUCCUGUUUAUUUCCAUAAUGCUUGUCUAACUUUUUAGAGUCAUAAAAAACUAAAUAAUUGUUCCCCCCCUCAUGUUAAUCCACUAUAUAUAUGAUAAAACAACAAAUGAAUGGAAUUCCUUUUCAGAAUGUUUAAGAAGAUUAAUGAUCUCCAUAGCACACAUGAUAUAAAGGAAAAUUCAGCAAGAGGAAUUCUUCUGUAGGUUCUCCACAUAUCCCUUGGCCCUUUCAAUUCACUGUCUGCCGCCCUUCCUGCCCAAUCUGUCUUGAUCUCCUCUCUUCUGUUUCAUCUUCACUGUGAUCAUCUGAGUUCAGCAUCACGCAUUUUGCACCUUUGCCUUCUUUCUUGUCUUAUAGGUGUUCUCCAUGGUUGUGGUUUUGUCUCUGACUGUCAUCUCUACUCUCACGUUUGUGGCUCCAUAGAUCUGCAGCUAGGGUCGACAGUCCUCUGUUGCCUGGAUCUGCAGGUUCCUCCUCUUCUGUCCUCUCCUCCACUAUUGUCAUGUCCUCCUUCAUUUGCUUUGAGCUUUGCCGUCAUUAUUCCUUCUUCCUCUCCUCUCUCCUAUUGUCACCAGUCCCUCUUCAUUUACAUGCCUCAAGUUUGUGUAUGUGUCAUUCACCGAUGAAAGAUGAUUUUUUCGGUAAUGAUAUUUUUUUGGUGCAAAUUUAUUUGUCAGCGAGGUUUGAAUUGUUAGAUUUCUUCUUUCCCACACUAGAAUUUGGGUUCUGGAUUUUUUCUAAUUUUUAUUGUUUGAAUGAAUUUCAAGGAAUAAUAGUAAAAAUAAUUGUUGGUUUGGCUGAACAGUCUCCCAGCCUGGGAGACCGAGCUGGAUCCAGUCCAACACCGAGUUUGUUCUGGGUUGGACCAAACCAUGGUCUAACAUGUCAAGGCCAAAGGGAUUUCAAACCAAACCUUGGGUUAGAUAGAAAUCCGGUCUGGUAUGUUUGUCAUGCAGCCCUAUCUAUCUAUACAGGCCUAACUUUCUGUGUUUGCACAUAUUUGGAGACAGUAUGUUCAACUUAAAUUUAUGUUAUUUACUUUCAUAUAUUUAUGAAUGUUGUC